Molecule: messenger RNA, 2087 nt
Organism: Electrophorus electricus (electric eel)
Lineage: Eukaryota; Metazoa; Chordata; Actinopteri; Gymnotiformes; Gymnotidae
Gene: polr3c
Product: polymerase (RNA) III (DNA directed) polypeptide C
Biological process (GO): DNA-templated transcription
Cellular component (GO): RNA polymerase III complex
Molecular function (GO): single-stranded DNA binding
Source: RefSeq, a predicted model, not a curated record
AGUUAUGUGGCGCACGAACGAGCCAUGCGAGAGCUCACGUCGGGUGUCGGAAAACAUUUGUCCUCAAUCGCAAAGUAGACAGCGCCGGGAGGUAAAGGUAGUACACAUUUUGAGACCGGGCUAAUAGCCAAAUCAAGCAUUUUCCAGUGAGCCACGAUUAAAAAAAACAAACAAUCAACGUUGUUGAGUUCGUCAGCGCUCAUUUCAGUCGAAGUGCAUCCAGAGUGACUUUAAGAUGACGGCACAGGAGGUGAGGCUGUGUGCGCUGCUCCUGCAGGAGCACUUCGGGGAGGUAGUGGAGAAAGUCGGGACUCACCUGCUGCGUAGCGGAGCUCUGAACCUGCGCGCCCUCGCUCACGAAACCCGCACUUCCCUCGACCUGGUGAAGAAGUCUCUCUGUGUGCUGGUGCAGCAUGGCAUGUGCACGUUUGGACCGGGCCGCCGCGGUCCUGCUGGCCCGCUGGAGUACCGGGUGAGCUGCGAGCGCAUUCUCUACAUGCUCCGCUACCCGCGCUACAUCUACACGGCCAAGAGUCUGUACGGAGACACAGGCGAGCUGGUCAUGGAGGAGAUUCUGCAAAGGGGUCAGAUGACCAUGAGCAAUACAGUCAGGACAGUGGCAGACAGAUUGACCCAAAACAUGGAGGAUGGCCAGAGCACGGACUACAAUGACGUGGUCACUGCAUUCUCCCGUUUGGUUGAGACCCAUUUCCUGCAGCGCUGCCCCCCAGUGGACACAGCCACCUCAAAAAAGACAGUUUCAGAAGUUCCUGAAUCUCCUGCCUCUACUAUCACUCAGCCUUCUCAACCAGAGAACUAUCCAGACUGCUACAAACUACCCCAGAUCCACCUCACUGGUCGGGGGAAAAGGCGGCGUUCAGAUGAAGAUGGUGACGUGGGUGCAAGAGUUGCAAAGAAAGCCAAACUGGAGCACACAGAGGCGUGCGGGGAUGAAGGGAUCUACUGGCAGGUGAACGUGGAGCGCUUCCACCUACACUUCAGACACCAGGCCAUCAUCAGUGCCGUAGCCUCCAAACUGGACCAGACGAGCAGUGAGAUCGUGCGGACCAUGCUGCGGAUGAGUGAGGUGACGACCCCGGCUAACGCUGCAUACACGCAAGCCGUCUCAGCUAAUGAGAUCUUCCGAGCUGUCCCUCCAAGUUACAACAUCAGCAGACCAAUACUGGACCAGUAUCUCACCCUGCUGGUGGAUGAUCCGAUGGAGUUUGUGGGUAAGGCCGGCGACAGCGGAGGAGGAAUGUAUGUCGUCAACCUGCACCGUGCGCUGGCCAACCUCGCCAGAGCGACCCUGGAGUCUGUAGUCCAGGAGCGGUUCGGUUCCCGGUCGGCCCGGAUCUUCCGACUGUUGUUACGGAAACGGCACCUGGAGCAAAAGCAGGUGGAAGACUUUGCCAUGAUCCCAGCAAAGGAGGCCAAAGACAUGCUGUACACACUGCUGUCAGAAAAUCUGGUACAGCUACAGGAAAUCCCAAAGACCCCUGACCACGCCCCUUCCCGCACCUUCUACCUCUACACUGUUAACCAGUUGCCCACAGCCAGACUGCUACUGCAGAACUGCUACAAGGCAGUGGGUAACCUGAUCGAUAGGAGACUGUUCGAGACCAAAGAAAAUAAGCGUCACCUGGAGAAGUCUCAGCGAAUAGAGGCCAUCCUGGGGUCUCUGCAGGCCAGCGGGGCAGAGCCAGCUCAGCUGGCUGAGGUGGAGGAGAUGAUCACAGCGCCGGAGAGGCAGCAGCUAGAGGCACUCCGUCACCACAUCAACAAAUUGGAUUCAAGUGAGAACCAGGUUGAUGAAACUAUAUUCCUACUAGAAUCUUACAUUAAGUCCACUUCAUGCUCACGCUGACCCAUCAGUGCCUGGGUUAGUCAGUUACUUCAGGUAUUUUAAUUAUUUAGGCAGAGGAACAAAGAAGUGUAAAAAAUCUUCUACCGUGUUGCUUUGUAGCACUCAGAGAGACUGCAUUUGUUUAGUACAUAGUAAUGAUUUUAUUGUUCAUUUAAAACAAUGGAAUGGUCAGUGGGAUGGAAUAUGAAUAUGUAACAGUAAUAAAACUUGAUUUCAGGAA